This is a messenger RNA of Vespa velutina, 5148 nucleotides long. RefSeq names its product centrosomal protein of 162 kDa-like. Bases 346 to 4713 code for a protein of 1455 amino acids. The record is from RefSeq and is a predicted model, not a curated record. Gene Ontology annotation, cellular component: centriole; axonemal microtubule; centrosome. The transcript is spliced from 6 exons. Gene Ontology annotation, biological process: cilium assembly. Lineage: Eukaryota; Metazoa; Arthropoda; Insecta; Hymenoptera; Vespidae.
UUUUGUAAUAUGGUACGAUUUUUGUUUGUUAAAAAGAAUAUUCUUUUUACUUCAUUUCAUUCGCGGACGCGUGCGCGCAAUGGACAUUUCAAAUUGAAUGGUUUUUUAUUUUUUUUGAAAAUAAUUCUUAUUUAGGAUAAAUACAUUUGAUAGUAUUUGUUAUCUUAUGGUAAAAAAUAUGAAUAGGAUAAUAAAAAAUUAUUUUAUAGUACCGAAUAGAGGUCGCUGUGCUGUUGCGCACGAUUAUAAAUAUCAAACAAACAAAGCGACGCAGAUGUUAAUUCACUCAAAAACAUGAUCGUUUAUUGUAUUAUAAUUUAAUUUUCGAUUGUGCAAAAAGUUGUGAUGUUUUCACAGCCAAAAGAAUCUCCCUCUGUAGAGGACUUUACCGAAGACGAUUCUUUGGGAUCUUCGAUAAGUUUGAGCGUAGGUGAAAACUCGAUACAUAUAAAAGAAAAGCCUAAAUUGGUAAAAGAACCUGAACCUCCACCUGACAAUGAAAUAAAUCUUGAAGAAAAAUGGUGGUUAAAAAGACCAGAUACGCGUCUUGAAAUCACAAAUGCUAAAGCAAUAGAAAUGAAGACGAAGAAAACACCUACACCUUCACCAGACAUUAGCUCUUCUAUGAAGGAAUUUCUUGAGAAAGAGAAAAUGUGCAAAAUUAUGCAUAAAAGCGAAGGAGAGGUUAAAGAUAAGGAUGAUACAUUAUGUGAUAUACUUGCUUCUGUAGCUUUUGACAAAUAUCAAUCAGAUUUUGAAAAUGCAACCGAUGAAGACAUAGGUAGCAUUCUAGAAGAAAUGAGCAGAAUUGCUGGGGCUUUAAGUCCAAAUUCUGCUGCAGACAAUGCAAAAUCUGGAAGUUCAAGUAAACACCAUACAGAAGAAGAAAAGUCUGUAGAAGAAUUGCUAGAAGAGGCUGAAAAACUUGUACUCAAAAAUACUAGUAAUUUAUCAAAGAGCAUAUCAAAGUCUGAAACUUUAGUUUCUGAUAAUGAUCAAGAUAAUCAGGAAGAUUUAAGUAGAGUUAGAAAAUUAGAGGAAGAUAUUUUUCAGUUGAUAAAAGAAGAAGUACAUAAGGAAUCAGAGAAGAUUAAGAAAAGUCCGAAAUAUGAAAAAAAAAGAGAUACUAGUCCUGGAAUUGAAAUGGUUUAUGAGAAUAUCAAUAUUUUGCGACCUCCUAAGACAUUAGAAUUUCAAAGAAAAAAGUUUGAGGAGCAGAAAGUAGAGAUAUCUAGUAGUUCUGAUUUAGAUGAUCCAAUUGAAAGACAUUCAAGAUCAGAAGAAUUAAAAAGUAUUAAAAAAAUGAGUGAAAGUAAAGAUAGUUUGCAAAAAGAAAUAACAGAUGUUGAUAAAGAUUUUUUUGAAAACCUUCUGAAAAGAUCUAAAGAAAGGUUAGAAGGUGGUAUGUCGGGUAGUUCUAGCUUUGGACAAGAAGAUUUUUCACAUUUUUUAAAAUUGUUACAAGGUCAAAGUGAUAAAAAGGAACAAGAAUUAAAAGAAACUAUGCCAAUAUAUGAUCUUUUUUUAAAAUCAACAAAAAAAGAUGGUAUUUCUACUGUGGAGGGACAAUCAAUUACUGAUAAGAGUCCAGAAUUUCCGGAGAAGGAAAUUUCUGAAAUACUGGAGAAGGAACUACCUCAUACUCAUACUACAGGAAUAGAGCACAAAACGGGUGAAAUAGAAUUAAGGAAAUCCAAAGAAGUUCGUCAGUUAGACGAUAGAAAAAUAAUUGAUGCUUCUUAUUCUAUUAAACGAACGCAUGAUCAGUUUAUAUUACAUAAGACAGAUCAGAUUUCUCCCAAAGUUACUGAUACGAACGAUGACAAUAAAAAGGUUGUCAAUUCCAAAAAUGAAUUGUAUACUGUGGGUCUUACUCCUAGGUUAGAAUUGUUUGCAGAUGCUAUUCCUAAGCUCAUUGCUGAAAAAUCUAAUGAAAAUAUACAAAAAGAUAAUAAAGUAAUUGUAGAAAGUGAUAAGGAAUCUAUUAUAAAGGAAACUAACACAAAAGUUAAAACUAAUACAGCAAGUUCGGAAAAAACUUCUCGAGUUAAUAGUAAAGAUUCUUACCUACGUGAUUGGCGGAAACGUGUAUCGGAUUUGCCUAAAACUAGUCGUGUUGCGUCAGAUAAUAAGAAUCAGAAGAAAGAAAUUAGAUUCUGUAAAUCUAAAAGUUAUGAUCAGAUCUGUAAACCACAAUUAAAGAACUCUCAAGAAAAUAUAAAAGUUCCAAAAUCUGCAGACAUUACAAGAAAAGCGAAUCCAUUAAUAACUAAGAAAUCUCCUAUAUUGAAAUCAAAAAUACAAUCCAAGCCUGUUUCAAAGUUUUUACCUAAAAGUAAAAUGCUCUCACAGUCAAAGGGUGAUAUAGAAAAAGCUGGUUCCACAUUAAGUUUACCAUGUAGAUCUUCUCAAUUUAGAUCUUCACCGGAAAAUCCAAUGGCUGGUGGUGAUACGAAACAGAAUGUAAUAAAAAAAGAUUGGGAAGCGUCAUGUCGUGAAGAAAAACAUAAAAAUAUUUUAUUAAAACAGCAAUUGGAAUCUGAAGUAAAAUUAUAUAAAAGUCAAAUAGAUAAUAUGCGUAUAUCUUUUGAGGAAGAGCUCUUUGCAUUAAGAAAAGAGAAUAUAAUUUUGAAAGCAAAAAUAGAUGAGCUGUCUUUAAAUGAAAAACAUGGAAAUGUUCAUUCAAAGUCAGAUGCUAAAGUUAUCGUUUUGGAACAAGAGAUAGAAAAGCUAGAAAAUGUAAUUCGUACGUAUGAAGCUGAGAAUAAAAAAUUGAUACAAGAUACAAAACGUAUGCAGGAAGAAAUAAAAAAGUUGCAGCAAAAACAGAAAUCUACUACAUUAGAAACGAACGAAAUGCAACGUUUAAUAGAUCGUAUUAAAGAUUUAGAGGAAGAAGCAUUAAAAUUAAAUUUAGAAGUUUCUGAGCUUAAAGAGAAAAAUGCUGAUUGUACUUUGAAGAAUGAUGAUUUAAUACAACAAAAUGGUUUACUUAAUGAUGAAUUGGAAAUGUUUAAAGAACAAUUUAGAGCAAAGAAUGACUUUAUUACAGAUAGGUUACAGGCGAUGACUAAGGUAGAAGUCGACUUGAAAAAACAAGUGGAAGAACUGAAUAUAAAGUUAAGUUCUAAAAACGAUCAAUUACGCACAACAAAAUCAGAAUUUGAAAAACUUCAACAAAAAGUUCUACCUUUAGAGAGGGAGCUUUUAGAAUUUAGAGUUAAGGAAGGUAAUCUCCAAGAAAAAUUACAGACUGCUAAAAAUCAUGUUGAACGUGAGAAGCAACUUACACAAAAAUUGAAGGAUCAAGUAAUACUUGAUAACAAAAAAAUUAUGGAUUUAACCAGACAGGUACGUGAAAUGGAACGUAUUCUUAAAAGAAAAAAUCCAGAUUCUGUAUCUGCUUUAAUAUUAACUGCCAAUUCGGAACAAGACAAAAUUGGUACUGAAAAAGUAAAACUUCUUGAAGAAAGAAUAGCCGUUCUUGAAAAAGAAAUAGAAACCAAAGAAGAUAUCUCACAGCAAAAGUUGUUUGACUUGCAACAAAAGUUUUCUGAUAUGAAAGAAAAGUAUAUAUCGCAGAUAACAGAAUUAGAAGGUAAACUACUAGAAGCAACUGUUGCAAAUCAAAAGGUAUAUAAUGAUAUGUUUACACAAACAACUUUUAAAACUAAUGAAAGUAAAGGAGUAGAAACGUAUAAAAAAGAUGAAAGGUCUUUAUCAAUUGAUAAAGAGGAAAGAAAGGAUCAAAGAAUUGUAAAAGUUGGUCCAAAAUCACAAAAUCCAAAAGAAGAUGCUCAUCUUAUUGCAACAAUACGUGGGCUUAAAUUGGAACUUUCAAAUAAAGAUAGGGCAGUUUCUAAACUUACAAAAGAAUAUCAAGAAUUACAAAAGACUAACAGACGAUUACAGAAAGAACGCGAGAAACUUUUAAAUGAUCGUAGGACGUUUAAAAGUGCAGAUCUUGAAAAAGCUAAUGCAAAAUUGUUGGUUUCACGAUCUACAGAAGGUAAUGAUCAGAACUCAAACAUAUAUCAAAAUGGACAUGUAGCAGAUCAGGGUUCACGAUUGACCGCGUCUACUCAUAAAUUAUAUGAUCCAAUGCAUUAUACAGAAACUACUGACAAUGCUUUGAUAAAAAAAUUAUUGAACGAUAAUGAAAUUUUAAAGGAAGAACUGAGCAAAAUAAAUAAGGACUUCAUGGCACUGAAAAACAAGAGACUUCAUGAUUUGAAUCUUCUACAGGAAGAACAUGAACGAGAAAUGGCUACUCUUGUGAAGGAAUAUAGCGUUAAAUUUGGAGAUUCUAAAGUGGUAAAAUUACAGGGACAGGUUAAUACACAGGUAGCUGUAAUUACUCAUCUGAAGGAACAGAUUGAUAAAUUAAGAGAUUACAAAGAGCAGGUGGUUGUGUUAAAGGCUGAACGAGAACAUUUAGAAAAUAAAGUGAAAACACUAAAUGAGAAAGUUAAAUACCUUUCUACGCCGGGAACUGAGCAGUUACAAUUACUACAGGACAAAAUUACAAUUCUUCAGCAGAGGCACGAAAGUCGCGAAAUGACCUUACAGUCUUUGGUACGUAAUUUGCUUAGAAAUCGUACGCAGUGUAAAGACUGUAAGAAUGAAAAGGGUAAAAAUCGACAGCUUUGUUAUUUUCGCCAAGAACUUGAUCAUAUUCUUGCAAUGUUACAAGAAAUUGCCAAUUCUCAUUAACACUGACACGCAUUUAAUGUGUCUUUUUAAAGUGCCCAUAAGACUGUUAUUAGUCACAUGAUUGUAAACAUCACAUAAUCUAAUAUGUGGUGGUUAUUUAGUUUGUUGACCGAUAUGAUUCGUUUUAUUUGAAUCACGUCGAGGAAAAGCCAUGGCCAAAGUCUAACGUCCAUGAUAUAAUUACUAUUAGCUUUAGCCGUGUAUUUUUCUUUUCUCGCUAUUGCAUCAAUUGAUGUUGAGACUAUUACAGAAGUUUUAUCGCCGCGAAUACAAAUAUCAAAAAAACUUCUUAUGAAAAUCAAUGAGAUUUUUCAUCACUGCCAAAGAUACAACUACUAAUAAGAUAGUAGUUACUAUAUAGCUAUCAACGAAGUUAUAUACGUUAUUAAAUCUCUUUGUCUUCUCUCUUAUGCCUGCUUGCCAUUAUACAUGUGU